Molecule: messenger RNA, 2969 nt
Organism: Daphnia carinata
Lineage: Eukaryota; Metazoa; Arthropoda; Branchiopoda; Diplostraca; Daphniidae
Gene: Psi
Product: far upstream element-binding protein 1-like
Exons: 16
Coding region: 555-2681 (708 amino acids)
Biological process (GO): regulation of DNA-templated transcription
Cellular component (GO): nucleus; cytoplasm
Molecular function (GO): mRNA binding
Source: RefSeq, a predicted model, not a curated record
CGUAUGCCGGGCAACACAGUUGUACCGCAGUUUUUGUGCGAGUGAAUGGGCUUGUGAAUGUGUUGGAACCGUGUAUAAAGAAAAUUUUCAGGUUGAUUGUAAGCCUUCUAUCCAUAUUAGUUUAAUUUUCACCUCGUCUUAUCGUGAGUGAGUGUGUGACUGUGUCAGUUAAUUGUAGUAGAUUGUAAACGAAAAAAUUUGUGCUGCGUAAAAAUUCCCCAUUUCUUCGACGCGCUUCAUAUACACACCACCACUAGUAGUAGUUCUGGUUCUUUCCUCUCCUUUCGGCCACGCGGCGCCUUUUCUCUCUCCCCUCCACUCCGCCCCGAAGGGCCUCUCUCUCUCCCCCCCCCCUACCCCAGCACUCCAACUCUGCUGCUACACACGCCACCAUUUUAACUCGGGCUUGACUCGCGUUUCGAUUCCUGUGUGCCGAGACGGAUAAUCAGGUUGCAUCCAAAAUUCAGCCAGGUUCAGCAAGCCCGUCAGAAGACUUUGAAAGAAACGGUUCAAGCUCCACUGUCAAGAGGCCUUUCAGCAGUGUAAGCCCAUCGAUGGAGAAUGAACCAGAUGCUAAGCGGAUGGCAGCAGCCGUUGCUGCAGCUGCUGCUGCGGCUGCUGCUAAUGCAGCUGAUCCCUUUGGAGCUUUAAGAUCACCUGGGAUGCAGGGUAGAGGACCAAUGAUGGGUAUGCCUGCUGCCUCUAUGAUGAACCUCGGUCCCAUCAGUACUGAAGAAGUUGCUGUUCCAGACAAGAUGGUUGGAUUAAUUAUUGGACGAGGUGGUGAGCAAAUUUCGAGACUGCAGGCUGAAUCUGGAGCCAAAAUCCAAAUGGCACCUGACAGUGCAGGCCUUCCUGACCGUACUUGCACAAUCACUGGCUCUAGAGAAGCAAUAGGGAGGGCUCGUGAACUGAUCAUGAACAUUGUUCAGACUCGUGGUGGACCCAGAGAUGCAGGACCUCCAUCAGUAGAAUCUUUAGGUGGACAACAUUCUGUGAGUAUCGAUCUCACCUUAGCUCCCAAUGUUGAAGUUAUGAUCCCUGGCCCUAAAGUUGGAUUAAUUAUUGGUAAAGGUGGAGAGACUAUCAAGCAAUUGCAGGAGAGGUCAGGAACAAGAAUGGUUGUUGUUCAAGAUGGCCCUCAACAAGAAAACGAAAAGCCCCUUCGCAUCUACGGCGACCCUCAGAAAGUUGAGCAUGCGAAACAACUUGUGUACGACCUUAUCGCCGAGAAGGAAAUGGAAGUCUCCGCCUUCAGUCGAGGACAGAGGUUUGGUAGUUAUGGAGGAGGUGGGCCGCAGCAAACUAUCGAGGUGGCAGUGCCGCGAUCGGCUGUCGGUGUUGUAAUUGGGAAGAACGGCGAGAUGAUCAAGAAGAUCCAGAACGAAACAGGAGCCCGAGUUCAGUUCCAGCAAGGGCGAGACGACAAUCCCGAGGAACGGAUGUGCGCGCUGACAGGCACCAUGAACCAGAUCGAGGACGCCAGACAACGCAUCGAAGAACUCAUUGAAUCUGUAUUGUCACAGGCGCGCGAUAGCCAGAUGGGGAGGGGCCGGGGUCGAACUGGAGGAAGCACUGGUGGAAGCAGCAUGAAUGGAGCUCCUUACGGACGAAGCCCUGGCGGUGGAAGCUCAACAGGCGGUGGUGGAUGGGGAGAAUAUGGACCUGGAGUGGGCCGAAGUGGACCAAGCAUGGGAAUGGCCCGUAACGGACAGGACAAAGUCGAAUACCAAUUUCUUGUUCCUUCCACCAAAACCGGAAUUAUUAUAGGCAAAGGAGGAGAAACAAUCAAGCAAAUCAAUCAGCAGUCCGGAGCGUUUUGUGAGCUUGAUCGGAGGCCUCCCCCUAAUCCAAAUGAAAAGAUCUUCAUCAUUCGAGGGUCGCACGAACAAGUUGAGCUUGCUAAGAGGAUGAUCAGCGAAAAACUGGGAUUGGGACCAAUGGGUGCACCACCGACACAAGGAUAUCCAAUGGGACAGAACCAGAAUGCAGGAGCAUAUGCAGCUCAGGGCUGGGGAGCAGCCGCUUACCAACAGUGGCCUGGACAACCCAACGACCCAUCUAAAGCGGAUCCAAACGCCGCAAAUGCCGCCGCGUGGGCUGCCUAUUACCAACAGCAGCAGUUCUAUCAGCAACCGGGAAGCGGCGCACCUUCAGCCCAAAGUGGUAAUCCUGGACAACCUGAAGGCAACAGCGGGAGUGUUCCUGUAAAUCCUCAAACGGGACAACCCGAUUAUACGGCCCAGUGGAUUCAGUACUACAGAAGUAUUGGAGCCAUGAAAGAUGCGGAAGCCCUUGAACAACAACUGAAAGCCAGCAAGGGUAUGGGAAAUGCAGCAGUAUCAGCGGCUCCAGCAGCUGCUCCUGCGGCGGCGCCAACCCAAGACUAUAGCGCACAGUGGGCCGCCUACUAUCGUUCGAUUGGCAAGAUUGGGGAAGCGGAAGCCAUCGAAGCCCAGGCCAGGUUGAAGCAGAGUGCACAGGGCGGUCAAGGUCCAGGUCAAGCUGGAUCAGCUGCUCAGUACGGUGCCUAUCCUGGCGCUGGAUCUGGAGGUAGCGCCGCGGCCGCGGCUGGUUACUACGGAGGACAGCCGGGCGGCGGACAACCUCAAGGCGGAGCAGCAGCUUACGGCUACCAGGGGUAUGGAGGCUAUGGACAAGCUCCUUCUGACGGACAAUAGCAGGAAACAACAGUGUGGUUUGCUGCAAGCUGGUAACAAUAGAUCGUGUCUUCUCAUCGAUGUUCACAUAAUCCAACGUGUCGAAAAAAAUGCGUCAUGUUAUUCUUUUUUUUUUUCUCCACUCUACUCUCCAUCCAAUCCUAUUUUAAUGUCUGUUGGUUGAUGGGCUUGUGUUUUUAUUUUUGAUUGGGUUCCUCUUCCUUUGGUUUUUUUCCUUGAUACCAACCUAAAGCUCAGACUAACGUAGGAAAAGGAGAAGGCAAAGUACACACAGUCGUCGGAAAUGUG